AUGCCUGCUGCCGAUAAGAAGCCCAGGACCUUAUACGACAAGGUCUUGGAUGCGCAUAUUGUCAAUGAGCAAGAAGAUGGUACUAUCUUGUUGUAUAUCGAUAGACAUCUUGUCCACGAAGUGACUUCACCACAAGCCUUUGAGGGUCUAAAGAAUGCUGGUCGGAAAGUCCGCCGGCCGGACUGCACUCUUGUCACAGUUGAUCACAACAUCCCAACAUCCACUCGAAAGAACUUCAAGAACGUCGAAGAGUUUAUCGAAGAGACCGACUCCCGUCUGCAAUGUGCCACACUGGAAGAGAACGUAAAGGACUUCGGACUUACAUAUUUUGGCAUGGGAGAUAAGCGCCAGGGUAUCGUUCAUAUCAUUGGCCCAGAGCAGGGUUUUACUCUUCCUGGAACGACAGUCGUUUGUGGUGACAGCCAUACCUCAACACACGGUGCGUUUGGCGCCCUCGCUUUCGGUAUCGGUACAAGUGAAGUCGAGCACGUCCUCGCCACCCAGACCCUUAUCUCUCGCAGAAGUAAGAACAUGCGUAUCCAGGUCGAUGGAGAGCUCCCCGCAGGUGUUACUAGUAAGGAUGUUGUUCUCCAUAUCAUUGGUGUUAUCGGAACUGCCGGAGGUACUGGUGCCGUUAUCGAAUUCUGCGGCUCUGUUAUUCGCGGCUUGAGCAUGGAGGCUCGUAUGUCGAUGUGUAACAUGUCUAUUGAGGCUGGUGCUCGUGCUGGCAUGAUCGCACCCGACCAGAUCACGUUUGACUACCUCAGGGGUCGUCCUCUCGCCCCGAAGUACGACAGUGCUGAGUGGAAGAAGGCUGUCAACUACUGGUCGAGCCUGGCCUCCGAUGAAGGCGCUGUCUAUGACAAGACAAUCGUGCUUGAUGGUAAGGAAAUCAUCCCAACUAUCUCCUGGGGUACUUCUCCUCAGGAUGUCAUUCCUAUCAAUGGCGUUGUUCCAGGACCCGAUGACUUUGAGGAUGAGAACCGCAAACUUGCCUGCAAGCGUGCACUUGAGUACAUGGGUCUCGUGGCUGGUACUCCUAUGAAGGAGGUCCAGAUUGAUAAGGUCUUUAUCGGUUCUUGCACGAACGCUCGUAUUGAGGAUCUGCGGGCAGCUGCUAAGGUCGUUAGGGGUAAGCAGAUCGCCCCUAAUGUCAAGCGCGCGAUGGUCGUCCCUGGUUCAGGUCUCGUGAAACAACAGGCUGAAGCCGAAGGUCUCGAUAAGAUCUUCACUGACGCUGGCUUUGAGUGGAGAGAAGCUGGCUGUUCCAUGUGCCUGGGUAUGAACCCCGAUAUUCUUUCGCCCAAGGAGCGCUGUGCUAGUACGUCGAACCGUAACUUCGAGGGUCGCCAGGGUGCUCAGGGUCGUACUCACCUGAUGUCCCCUGCCAUGGCUGCGGCAGCUGGUAUCGUCGGAAAGCUUGCGGAUGUCCGUGAGCAUGUUGUCACUAGCCCCGUUUUGGGCAAGGUACAACCCAGGGUUGAUGUCCAGCCGGAGGCGGAAGAUGUCGACACUGAGGAAGAACUCGACCGUAUCUUGGACCAGCCCGCAGACAACGAACCCCACACCAACACCUCUGCCGGCUCGAGCGCUGGCCUGCCCAAGUUCACCACCCUUAAGGGCAUUGCUGCCCCCAUGGACCGCUCCAACGUCGACACUGACGCCAUCAUUCCCAAGCAGUUCCUGAAGACCAUCAAGCGGACCGGUCUUGGUAGCGCGCUCUUCUAUGAGCUGCGCUACAAGGAUGGCCAGGAAGACCCCGAGUUUAUCCUGAACCAGGGUGUCUACCGCAACUCCAAGAUCCUGGUCGUCACCGGUCCCAACUUCGGCUGUGGUAGCUCUCGUGAACACGCACCUUGGGCCCUCCUCGACUUCGGCAUCAAGUGUGUCAUCGCUCCCUCCUUCGCUGACAUUUUCUUCAACAACACCUUCAAGAACGGCAUGCUCCCUAUCCCGAUCUCCGACGAAGCCGCUUUGCAGAAGAUCGCCGCGGAGGCCAGCGCAGGCCGUGAGAUUGAAGUCGACCUCGUCAACCAGGAAAUCAAGGAUGCCCAGGGCAACAGGCUCUCCGGGUUCGACGUUGAUGCUUUCCGCAAGCAUUGCCUGGUCAACGGCCUGGACGACAUCGGCCUGACCCUCCAAAUGGAAGGCAAGAUCCGCACGUUCGAGACCAAGCGUACUCUCGAAACUCCCUGGCUCGAUGGAAGUGGCUAUCUGAAGCGUGGCAACCGUGGUGCCACCAUGGUUCAGGCUGCUCCUCUUCCUAAGACCAACCGGGGAGAUGUCAAGACCGAGCCUUUGGAAUGGUAA
Molecule: messenger RNA, 2310 nt
Organism: Aspergillus bombycis
Lineage: Eukaryota; Fungi; Ascomycota; Eurotiomycetes; Eurotiales; Aspergillaceae
Gene: luA
Product: 3-isopropylmalate dehydratase LEU1
Exons: 4
Coding region: 1-2310 (769 amino acids)
Biological process (GO): L-leucine biosynthetic process
Cellular component (GO): 3-isopropylmalate dehydratase complex
Molecular function (GO): 3-isopropylmalate dehydratase activity; 4 iron, 4 sulfur cluster binding
Source: RefSeq, a predicted model, not a curated record